Molecule: messenger RNA, 1053 nt
Organism: Suillus clintonianus
Lineage: Eukaryota; Fungi; Basidiomycota; Agaricomycetes; Boletales; Suillaceae
Exons: 1
Coding region: 268-951 (227 amino acids)
Source: RefSeq, a predicted model, not a curated record
CUAAGAUUAACUCGGCUUAGAAACACUAGCCGAGGAGUUGCUGGGGUCUUGUGGUGACUAAGUAACGUCAACUUGCACGUACCUUGUUUAUGUCAAGAUUUAGGAGCCGAAGUACUUCGGAACGGUAACAGGGCACCUACGACUCUAUUUGGCUCUACGGAUGGGCAGAGGCGAGUAGAAGUUCAGCUGACGGAUAUUCCGCUGGACAACGAUGACUAUGGAAGUGUGGGAGCGCAGACAUGGGGCGGGGCAUGUGUCUUGGCGGAAAUGAUUGUGGAAGAUCCUGACCGGUUUGGACUAGAUUUAUCAUCUGGUGGCGCUGAAUCACGCAGGCUCAAUGUCCUCGAGUUCGGAGCAGGGACAGGGUUGGUCAGCUUGGCGGUUGCAAAAUUAUUGGAUAUCUUGCCGUCUUUCAAUCAUUGCGAAGUUUCUGUAGUCGCGACCGAUUUCUACCCUUCGGUGUUAGCAAACCUUAGGUCAAACAUUGACACGAAUUUCCCCCCCACGCACAAUCAGAUUUCCUCGGCCCAUUCCAUUACCACUCAUUUCCUCGACUGGUCUUCGUUCUCUACUACUCCUCGACCGGACGAUCUUUCAUGCCCAUUUGAUAUAGUCUUUGGUGCGGACAUUAUCUACGAAGCCCAACACGCGGUCUGGCUCCGGGACUGCCUGAAAGGGCUUGUGCGUCGUCCUUCUGAUGGCGCCGCAUCUCCUGCCGCUUUUCAUCUUGUGAUACCACUUCGCCCAACACACACAUUUGAGUCGAGCACGGUUGAAUCCGUAUUCCUCAAGGCAUGUGAUGUUGAUCCGAACGAUGAUGCCGAUCUCGUGAUAGUAUCGAAGGAAUCUAUUGUAUGUGAUGCACAUGGUGAUUAUACGAGAGGACAGGGUCUUGAUGAAGACGUGGAGUACGUUUAUUAUAAAAUUGGUUGGUCUAAUGCACAAUUAUAGAAUCGUAGGGUAUAGAGUACGGUCAUAGAGUCUAGAUCACAUAGAGUUGUCGUUUACAUAAGUGUCGCUAUUUAUAUAUGGGUGGUUUACUUAAGUUUCAAC